UCAGCACCAUACUAUGCUGCUCUGUUGGUGCCAGGAAUAGUCCCGGUAACACAAGCCACAUUAACCGGGCUUACAGUGACCGAGUCUCCCUUGAUCGGAUUUUCCGCUCAGAAUUUACUUGAUUUUGCUGCUUAGGCAUGUUGCUACUUUGUAGAAGUAGUUAUAUGUGAUGUUUUUUGGGGUAGACUCGUUUUGGAGUACACUUUUACGCACUGAAGUUGAGAGUAGAUUACGUUAGAGAGUGUUAAGGGUUUAGUGUUUGGGUUAUCACUUUCCCCCUGGACCUUCCUUAAUGGUGAACGCCGGCGCUAUGUUUUCACUCUUCUACGGAUUGUUGUGUUUUUGUGCGCUGGGCUGCAGUCAACUAGCGAGCGGCCAGGCGGACGAUGGAAAGCGGUUCAUCUGCCGGGCUAUACCCCUCAGCGGCGAUGCCAGUUGCCCUGUGACACUGUUACCCGAGCUAAACGCCGGGAGCCAGGAAGAGGAGCUCAGAAACACUGUCAUGCAACUUCGAGAGACAAUUUUACAGCAGAAGGAAAACAUUUCCAAACAGCAAGGCACCAUUAAUGAGCUAACCACCAAGCUUUCCCUCUGCGCCUCAGCCACCGACGAUAGAAAGUACGACAAGGGGGGUUCCUGGGGCAAAGAAAAGCAAAAUACAAUGGGAGAUGUUCCCAGAGAUCCAAAUGACAGCAUCGACAGCCUUGGAAAAACAAUGCAGGGGCUCAAGGACCGGUUGGAAAACCUGGAGCAACACCAGAUGCGGGCCAACGUCUCAGGCGCCUCGUUCCCCAGUGAGCUCCGCGACCUGCUGCAGCGUCGCCUCGGGGAGCUGGAGAAACAGCUCCUGAAGAAAGUCAGCAAUCUGGAGGAGGAGAAGAGCAUGCUGUCCAACGCUACAGCUGCCUACCGGCUGAAGACGGAGAGCACGCUCAACGCCCUGGUGGAGAGGAUCAGUGAACUGGAGAAAGGAGGAGGAGACUUCAAGUCCCCAGAGCAGUUCAAGCUGUCCCUCCCCCAGCGGACCAACUACCUGUACGGCCGCAUCACCAAGAGCCUGCCAGAGAUGUAUGCCUUCACACUCUGCAUGUGGAUCAAGUCCAGCGCCACUCCCGGCAUAGGGACACCCUUCUCUUAUGGUGUACCAGGGCAAGCGAAUGAGAUUGUGCUAAUUGAAUGGGGCAACAACCCAAUAGAGCUGCUCAUCAAUGACAAGGUUGCCCAGUUGCCUUUGGAGGUACGCGAUGGAAGGUGGCACCACAUCUGCAUCUCCUGGACAACACGGGACGGCCAGUGGGACGCUUACCAAGAUGGUGCGAAACUGGGGACUGGUGACAACCUGGCAGCGUGGCACCCCAUCAAACCUGGGGGUGUCAUAAUCCUGGGGCAGGAGCAGGACGUGGUGGGCGGGCGCUUUGAUGCCGGACAGGCAUUCGUGGGCGAGCUGAGUCAAGUGAACAUUUGGGACCGCAUUCUGAAGCCAGCCGAGGUCCAGGCUAUGGCUAACUGCAGUUCUUAUAUCCCCGGGAAUGUGAUCUCCUGGCUAGCAAGCAACGUUGAAGUGUUUGGCAGGGGAGCAUUCAAGCGGCCCUUGGAGGUGUGUCAGGAGCGACUGCCCAAUGCUUAAAACUCAUCUGUCUCACCUCUUUAGAUUAGCCGGUGUUUCCAUCCUUUCAGCAUUUUUUUAUUGUCUGCUUUUUCUGUAAGGCAGUUUAUAGACUUAAUGUUAUACAUUGAUGUGUAACAACUUUAUUUUAUCUGCUUUGCACAGAGAGAUAUUUGAGAUUUGACACGCAGGUGAGAAAUGAAAUGGGUGCACUGACAUGACACAAAACUUUUUGACAAAUAGAUCUGUAGCACUGAAUGUGGGACCACACCAAAGUUCAAGUUAUUAUGUGGAGGCUGAACGCCAUCAUCGACUGGUGGCAAUCAGAGAGCUAUGUGUUCUUUCUUUACCAUGAUUAAGGUACUUCAAUGCUUCAAUACAUCCACCUCCAUGGUAAAAGGUCCCCUCAGGUAUCGGUGCUAAGACAUAAUAUACUCCCCCACAGCCGCCCACACACCCCUCCCUCCACACUCACAAGCUUUGAAGUAAUGAAAAUCCAGUCUAGUCCGGCACAGACGCACGCAUGUACCGCUACUACUACAAAUACACUGACCGACAGACUAGCUGACAGUUUGCCAUUGACAUGUGAGUUGGUGUUGCGUGCUGUGUAGGAGCGGGCAGUAGAAAAAAGAUUAAAGGUCUGGCUAAUGUUGUGUCUAUUCCUUAACUAAGGAAUGGGCUUAGAGCCAACAUCAAUCAAACGUCUGAUCCUGACAUGUUCACUCAUUUUUAAGGGGAGUACAACAGGAGAAGUACAAUUUGGCACUUUAUCUAUCAUGUGCCUACUGGCUGGUAGUUGGAGCAUGUGUGCAACAGACUUUGUUUCUCUUGUGGAAAUACUACUUACGUAUGAAUUAGCAAAAACUUCACCUUGUCGGUAAAAGCUUUAUUCUUGGCAUGCGUAACUGAUACCAGUGAUACUAGUGAGCUUAUCACAGUGCUUUUUUUCCUUGCCUUUUCCAUCUUAACAAAAACCUGUCUAAAUGGUGAAUCAUGUUGAAAAAUAUAUUCAUAGCAUCAAUGUUGUGAAAUAUUUUUACUUGUGAUUUGUAACAUUCAUAUGUGUAGUUUACUUUUCCAUUAUUUAGUGUCUGUGCAGAGAGUUUUGGGAUUUUUUUUAUGUAAUCUCUGUUUUUAGCACCUAAACAGUCAUUUUCCAUAUCGUCUUGUGGCCUUCAUAUGGAGACUCAAGUGCCAUUAAAUGUUUUCUAAGUGUUGGAAAUUGUUUUCUUUGCCAAUAAAUGAAAAUGUGGAAAAUAAAUAAUAAUUACUGCUGCAAAAUUAA
This is a messenger RNA of Dicentrarchus labrax (European seabass), 2891 nucleotides long. RefSeq names its product neuronal pentraxin-2-like. NCBI's taxonomy places the organism in Eukaryota, Metazoa, Chordata, Actinopteri, Moronidae. The record is from RefSeq and is a predicted model, not a curated record. Bases 293 to 1627 code for a protein of 444 amino acids. The transcript is spliced from 5 exons.